This is a messenger RNA of Ascochyta rabiei, 3546 nucleotides long. RefSeq lists its product as uncharacterized. Gene Ontology annotation, molecular function: protein binding; sterol binding. The coding region runs from base 1 to 3546 and encodes 1181 amino acids. Gene Ontology annotation, biological process: SREBP signaling pathway. The transcript is spliced from 2 exons. The record is from RefSeq and is a predicted model, not a curated record. NCBI's taxonomy places the organism in Eukaryota, Fungi, Ascomycota, Dothideomycetes, Pleosporales, Didymellaceae. Gene Ontology annotation, cellular component: Golgi membrane; endoplasmic reticulum membrane.
AUGAUUCUGCCAGGCCUCACCCCACAUCUCUUGUCGCAGCAGCAGUCGAGCGCGCGCGCGUUGCAAACCUUCAGCCGAGGCAGCUGGGGUCGAACUGGUUGCUGGCCUGGGCAUGCCCGUGUGAUGAUCUGGUUCAUUCUCUAUCCGCUGCGAGGGACGACCGAACCGCCCAGACUCUCGCCCUCCCACCCCAUCCGCCGUGCUUUCCAGGCCCACGGCACCGCCACCGCGCAGCAUUGGCUGCUGUCCCUCGUCCUGACCAUCAGCAUCUCGGUGCUGCUCUGCUACCCGGCCGUCUUCCAAACCGACAGCCCCGCCGCUGCCGGCCUGCGCAACCUCCCCAAACAUGUCUGGACCUCGACGACCGAGAUCGAGGGCGACCGCCCUGCCGAUGUGGUCGUGCGCCAGGUGUGGGUGCACGGCGACUACAUGAGCGCCAUCAACAGGAGCGUGCUGCGCAAGGCCCUGGACGUUGAAAACGUCCUCCUCGGCGCUGCUUUCGAUGUGGAGCGCCCCAGCUCGACGACAACGACUGUACUCGCGCGUGCCAAUGGAGGCUGCAUCAUGCCCGGACCGGGCCAGAAGUGGGGAUGGCAGUCGCCCUUGAUGUACUGGGACUGUUCGCACGAGGCACUGGAGAGCGACAAGGACAUACUAGGAACGAUCAAUGCGCGCAGCAGGACCCAGACACCCAUGAACAUUACUCUGCGACCGAGCACCGUAUUUGCAGGCAAAACGUUCACCAACACCAAGCUUCGAGCGGCUGAUGCCUUGGUCCUCACCCUGUUCGAUCGGACAGACGACCCAGAUCUGGGCGACAGAUGGGACGCAAAGGCGAGAGCGUUGGCAGAAGGACUAGACAAUGACUGGACCGUGUUUCCACCGGAUGGACAAAUUCUGAGAAACCGACUCUAUGAGUUCCGCGUUAAGCCAAUGACAAAGCUGGACGACAUAUUCCUUGCCGCAUCAUACAUCAUCACUGCGGUGUAUGUGAUUUCGAGAAUGAUGCAGCUACGUGCUGUCAAGAGCUGGUUUGGAUUGCUCAUCACCAUCUGCGCCAAGAUGGCUAUUUGCAUCAUCGCCAGUUUCUCGCUAUGCACCUCGCUGGGGAUUGACUUGGCAAGGAUACCAAGGCCCUGGUUUCCGGCAGUGGUCUUCUGCUAUGGACUUGGAAACAUAUUUCGACUGAUCAACGCUGUUCUGGAAACACCGCCGGAGAUGCCUCCUCAGCAGCGAAUCGGAAACGCACUCGGAGAAGUGGGUCAUUUGUCUCUUGCGGUUGCCUUCCAGAAUCUUGCUCUGAUCUACCUUUGCUCAAGAUUUGUCUCACCAUGGGUAGCUGAUUUUUGCGUGUUUGCUGCGGUUACGCUCGUUUUCGAUUUCGUCUAUCACCUCACCUUCUUUGUCGCUGUUCUGAGUGUCGAUGUACAGCGAAUGGAGCUAUCCGACUCGAUUGGACAGGCCGAUCCGACCCAGGGCUCGAAGAAAAAUCGGCCUGAACGACAGUCAUGGCUCACUGCCUUGAUGGAAGGUACCACGCCGCUGAGCACGCGUUUCGCCGGUACAGUCGCAAUCUUCUCCAUCAUUUUGGCCAUCAAUUGGCACUUCUUCGAUUUCAGCGAUCAACACCUAUCUUUGGACACGGUCAGGAAGAGACUCAUGUCCAGAAAACAAAGGCGGAGCUUCGGGACUCAGAGGACCUCACCACCAAUCAAUCAGGCGAGAACGCCCGCCGAGUGGCUCAAAUUACAGGAUCACAAUACCGCCAGGGAAAUGUUUGCGAUUCUCAAGCCUGGCGCUCACAGCUUCGUCGCUCGAAUUCACGACCCUAUACUGUUUGUUGCAAAAGGAGCACGAGGGCGAGACAAACCCCAGCAGCCCACUACCCUCAUGGCCUGUCUUCGGCGCUUUGCGCAGGGUCAUGCUUUUCCGGCAGCCCUAAUGGCAGUGUUUCUGAUAGCUGGCGUGACAUUGCUUAUGAACUACCUCUUGUGGACUGGUCUCCCCGAAGUUAUAGAUGAAGACGAGGAGAAGGAGGCGUCUUUCUGCGUCAAGACACUACCUACGCGGCAGACAUUGGACGUUGUUCAGGUGUCAACGUGCUCCAAAGGUCACCUGGCGAGUGUGAGCUUGGACAGGACCACCUCGAUCUGGCUGAACGGACGGACAGGAUACCUGUCUACGAUUUUGCAGACAGCUUCCAUGAAACCCAAGCUGUGGCCGAUCGUGGCGAGUGCUUUGGAUGAGAAUGGCGCUUUUCUUGCUUUGGGCACCGACACUGGGCGGAUUGGCUUGUGGAGCAUCACUGCCUCGCGCUUCUUAAUGUUCCCUACGGUUGAUUUCCGGGGACAAGUGCCAAUACUGUUCUCGUUCGUCAACGUCACGCGCAACGACAACGAGAAGCCAUAUGUCAUGAUUCUCAGUCCGGACGGCCAUCUGACCGAACUCGAGGCACGGACUGGCAUUCAUCGAACGAAGCGUGUCAGCGCCAGUUCCAUACUCUGUGCCGGGCUUUAUGUCAGUGCCAGGGGCGAAGUCAGUCUCGUCUUCGUGUGCAAACCGGGCGAAGUGCACAUUCUAUCGUUGCAGGACCCGAGCAACAAAACAUCCGAAGUUGUUGCUAGUCUAGAUCCCGGCCCACCGCCUGACAGCAACCCAUCCAAGGUGAAGUGCAUCCAAGGCGUGCCUAGCCUCGGGCUGAUCUUCGCUCUUCGUGACGAAAGAGCCGAGAUGUUCGAGUUCAACAGCAAGGCACUGAUACAUGCUUUCGAGAUAGGGCAUAUCAAGCCACACUCUUUCCGAGUCAUGCAUUCUGCAAGGCGUCAAUGCUCUUGUGGAGCAACUGCUGUGCAUGCGUUAUCUGUUGCGUAUGCUGAGCAGGACACCGAGCACAUGCUGAUGCAGACGUUCACGCCCAAAGCCGUCCCAUCAUCGCAAAUAUGUCUUGGAAAGCAGCCAGAUAGAAGGAAGCACCAGUGCCGGGGACUCGAGAGCGCGGCUGAGGCUGUCUACAUUGUCGAGGCUGCCGGCGUGUGGGAUUCGACAAACGAUUCUGGCGUAGCAGGUGUUCGCAGGCGGGCACAAUCUACUUCAGCUUCUUCGGUGGCAUCUGAUGACGAUGACGAAGCUGUUUCGAGUUCAGUCACUCUGACAUCCGCUGUGAGACAACGAGCCAGCAGACCUAGCAGCUCACAUGUCUCGUCGGCCAAGAACCGUCGCUACCAGCACACAACAAUCAACGACAGCGACCCAUGGGAGGCAUGGACCCUGUCGUUGACUGGCGAGUACCGCUCUCGUCCACUGCUUGCUGACAACAACGAUGACAUGGAGGACGACGCCGAAGACGAUCUGUUCGUAGUAGCUCCUGGACCCAUAGCGAAGUUGGGCAAGCGCAGCGUUGCAGUCGGGUUCGGUAACACAAUAAAGAUCAUAACGCUGGGUAGGGAGCUCUUUGACGGUCUGGCGACGCACAAUGGCGGUGUUGAUAUCGGGCUUGGGAGUUAUAGGGCAAGGGCGAAAAGAGGGACGGACAGAAAGGCGCUCUGA